AUGUCGGAGGCGCUUACGGACUGGUUCUCAUACACAGUAGGAUAUUACGCAGUAGAAGAUUACACAGUAGGAGAUUACACAGUAGAAGAUUACACAGUAGAAGAUUACACAGUAGGAGAUUACACAGUAAAAGAUUACACAGUAGGAGAUUACGCAGUAAGAGAUUACGCAGUAGGAGAUUACACAGUAGGAGAUUACACAAUAGAAGAUUACAUAGUAGGAGAUUACACAGUAGGAAAUUACACAGUAGUAGAUUACACAGUAGUAGAUUACACAGUAGGAGAUUACAUAGUAGGAGAUUACACAGUAGGAGAUUACACAAUAGAAGAUUACACAGUAGGAGAUUACGCAGUAAGAGAUUACACAGUAGUAGAUUACACAGUAGUAGAUUACACAGUAGGAGAUUACAUAGUAGGAGAUUACACAGUAGGAGAUUACACAGUAGGAGAUUACAUAGUAGUAGAUUACACAGUAGGAGAUUACACAGUAGAAGAUUACACAGUAGGAGAUUACACAGUAGGAGAUUACACAGUAGGAGAUUACACAGUAGAAGAUUACACAGUAGGAGAUUACACAGUAGGAGAUUACACAGUAGGAGAUUACACAAUAGAAGAUUACGCAGUAGGAGAUUACACAGUAGGAGAUUACGCAGUAGGAGAUUACGCAGUAGGAUAUUACAUAGUAGGAGAUUACACAGUAGAAGAUUACACUGUAGGAGAUUACACAAUAGAAGAUUACACAGUAGGAGAUUACACAGUAGGAGAUUACACAGUAGGAGAUUACACAAUAGAAGAUUACACAGUAGGAGAUUACACAGUAGGAGAUUACACAGUAGGAGAUUACACAAUAGAAGAUUACACAGUAGGAGAUUACACAGUAGGAGAUUACACAGUAGGAGAUUACACAAUAGAAGAUUACACAGUAGGAGAUUACACAGUAGGAGAUUACACAGUAGGAGAUUACACAAUAGAAGAUUACGGAGUAGGAGAUUACACAAUAGAAGAUUACACAGUAGGAGAUUACACAGUAGGAGAUUACACAGUAGGAGAUUACACAGUAGAAGAUUACACAGUAGGAGAUUACACAGUAGGAGAUUACACAGUAGGAGAUUACACAGUAGAAGAUUACACAGUAGGAGAUUACACAGUAGGAGAUUACACAGUAGGAGAUUACACAGUAGAAGAUUACACAGUAGGAGAUUACACAGUAGGAGAUUACACAGUAGGAGAUUACACAGUAGAAGAUUACACAGUAGGAGAUUACACAGUAGGAGAUUACACAGUAGGAGAUUACACAGUAGAAGAUUACACAGUAGGAGAUUACACAGUAGGAGAUUACACAGUAGGAGAUUACACAGUAGAAGAUUACACAGUAGGAGAUUACACAGUAGGAGAUUACACAGUAGGAGAUUACACAGUAGAAGAUUACACAGUAGGAGAUUACACAGUAGGAGAUUACACAGUAGGAGAUUACACAGUAGAAGAUUACACAGUAGGAGAUUACACAGUAGGAGAUUACACAGUAGGAGAUUACACAGUAGGAGAUUACACAGUAGGAGAUUACACAGUAGGAGAUUACACAGUAGGAGAUUACACAGUAGGAGAUUACACAGUAGGAGAUUACACAGUAGGAGAUUACACAGUAGGAGAUUACACAGUAGGAGAUUACACAGUAGGAGAUUACACAGUAGGAGAUUACACAGUAGGAGAUUACACAGUAGGAGAUUACACAGUAGGAGAUUACACAGUAGGAGAUUACACAGUAGGAGAUUACACAGUAGGAGAUUACACAGUAGGAGAUUACACAGUAGGAGAUUACACAGUAGGAGAUUACACAGUAGGAGAUUACACAGUAGGAGAUUACACAGUAGGAGAUUACACAGUAGGAGAUUACACAGUAGGUUAUUACACAGUAGGAGAUUACACAGUAGGAGAUUACGCAGUAGAAGAUUACACAUUAGGAGAUUACAUAGUAGGAGAUCACAUAGUAGGAGAUUGCAUAGUAGGAGAUUACGCAGUAGGCGAUUACGCAGUAGAAGAUUACAUAGUAGGAGAUUACAUAGUAGGAGAUUACAUAGUAGGAGAUUACACAGAAGGAAAUUACACAGUAGGAGAUUACGCA
Messenger RNA from Mizuhopecten yessoensis (Yesso scallop), 2121 nucleotides. RefSeq lists its product as uncharacterized. The transcript is spliced from 2 exons. The record is from RefSeq and is a predicted model, not a curated record. The annotation marks the transcript as partial. Lineage: Eukaryota; Metazoa; Mollusca; Bivalvia; Pectinida; Pectinidae.